UUUUUCUUUUUCUCGUAGCUUGUCUUGUUAUGUAUUCAUGUAUUUUGCUUUGUACUUCAACUUUCCUAACUUAAUUUUCGUUUGCUUUGCYACUUAGCUCGAUUAGCUCUGCUAUUUCUAAAUGUUUGGCGCCCAUCCACAUAUUUUUCCCUUUCCACUAGUUCUAAUGCGUUUACCACUCCUGGGUGGACGCCUUGAUGCCUAACAGGCAGCCGGUUAGCACGGGCACUAAUGAUGGUCGUCACCAGCGUCUUCAGCGGAUCUUUUACGUCCACCUUAUACAGGGUUAUAUAGUGAAGACAGACGGGGCCUACGGUUUUAAGUCCUUGUCCGAAAAGACUUGAAGGUCUAACCAUUUGCAGAUAUAAUUACAAAGGCAGCAUCUUCUCCUCAGUUAUUUUAAGACCCUGAGUGUUGGUCCGGCCGAGGCUUUCCCCACAACAGACCGACGUUCUAACCGAACUAACCGGGUGGCGGUUAAAGCUAUCGAUAAUGUAAUUUUAAGGAAAGUGCUGGAAAAUUUAAGAUGUCGUUAAUCUUUAAGGAUUGAAAAGGUCUAAUAUUUUACUAGCAGCCAUCUUGAAAAGAAGCUUAAUAUAUAAAUGUAGGCACUGCCUAAAAGCGGAGCUCACAAUGGACGCAGAGAGCCCAAAUUAGAUAAAACUGAAAUGUGAAUAAAUAAUCGGGGGGGAAAAAAUCCUCCAUUAUUUAAUGUCCCCCAAAAUGAAAACCAUGAAGUGAAAUAAUCAAAUUGAAAUGCACUACAUCGUUUCCUGUGCACUAGUUUUAGUUUUCGACCUUACUACUCACAUGCACACAAGCCCCUCCAGCCAGCCCAGGGGAUAGUUUUGUUUAGUUUUUGUUUAUUUUGAUUUUGAUUUUGAUGACGUCAUAAAAAUAUUGUUUAUUGUGAGGUAACGUACUUUCAUUAUAAAAAUUUAAUCCUAAACUUAUGAACCAUAUAUGUCGACAGUUUAUAAAAUAAUUUAUUUUCUUAUCAUUAUUAGUUAAAAGAUUGUAUACACCCUUUUCGAGAAAGUUAGUCACCCGUGAAGAGUGAAAGCCAGUAAGCUAGCGGCGCGGAGGUUCAUGGUUACCCUUUAAGAAUCACGUGCUUUAAGUCCACUUUACCACGAGGCGGGAUUUUCAAAACAUUCAACAUGGACACCGGAACGGCACGUGUGAAUAUUAUGCUGAAAGUUUUAAAAUUGGAAAACAAAAACCAGUCUUCUUUGUUUUCCUUGAGAGAGGUGACAAUAUUUAAAGAUGUUGAGAUGUUUAAAAGAUAUUUAUUAGAGAAACAUGCCGCUGAAAUAAGCCCGGCCAAAGAAGUGAAUGGCUUCGAACUAGGUUAUUAUGGACCAAGAGGGAGAAAGCUUUCCAUACGUAAAAACGAACACCUGAAAGAGGCAUACUUGAAAUAGAGUUUGAACUACGUGACAUUUUGGUUGGAUCCCUUUCCUUCGUCUACUCCAAAAGGAAAGGCAAUUCUAGGAAAACGAGGGUCGGCUGACGACGACGAGCUCAUCUGCCUUGACUUUAGGCCGACGGGAAACAAGAAAACAAAAACAGAAGUCAAGAAAGAAGGUGAUAGUCGCUUCAACAGCUAUUUGUCAAAACUACGCCAAACCGAACAUGGCUCAAAAAUGGCCGAUUUUAAAAUAAAGUGUUGGGCAAGAAUGUUGGUAAAUGGAAGUCACGAUGACGAGACAGUGCCACCAAAUGUUUCGUUUUUUGCGACAGAGCCUAAAGGUGUAGUUAAGUCAUCAACAUCGACUUCCACCUGUUCUACCUCAGCACAACCCAGCAAACGAGAAAUGGAUGCCACGGGAGUAAACGAAGCGCAGAUCAAAGCACGAGGACUAAUUCUUGGCCAACUAGUUGAGCUGAAGAACCUGAGGGAUGGCGAUGYCAUUAGCAACGAGGAGUUUCAAGAGCAGAAAAAGAAGAUGUUGGAGGACCUCAAAAAAACUAAUUGAACCGAGCAAUGAUGUAAUUUAUUACUCAGAAGGUUUUGUUUUAUUGCGUGCUUUUAUUCGCAUAGUAUUAUAAGGACUGACUCGUAGUCAAGCUAAGUCAAGCUAAGCUACAACCAUCAUAAUAUAAGUAUUACAAAUUAAUUACAGUGUAUCGCCUGUUGUAAAAAAUCAUCAUUAAAAGGCUUUACACU
Actinia tenebrosa (Australian red waratah sea anemone) is the source of this 2170-nucleotide messenger RNA. RefSeq lists its product as uncharacterized. The record is from RefSeq and is a predicted model, not a curated record. NCBI's taxonomy places the organism in Eukaryota, Metazoa, Cnidaria, Anthozoa, Actiniaria, Actiniidae.